Molecule: messenger RNA, 292 nt
Organism: Paramuricea clavata
Lineage: Eukaryota; Metazoa; Cnidaria; Anthozoa; Malacalcyonacea; Plexauridae
Source: the annotation of a GenBank genome assembly
AUGGGUGGGAUGACCAAUGAUUCCUUCGCUAAGUUUCUCGCAGGUACUGCUACCCACCUUGAUGAAAAUGAAACUCGAUAUCUCAUUUUCGAUGGAGCACCAGCACAUCGCCGACCCGAGCAACCUGGAGACAACGUAUAUAUGCGUAUAUUGCCACCAUACUCACCAUUCCUAAAUAUUGUCGAGCAAGCUAUAAGGCUGAAGGCCAGCAUCAAGGCAGAUAUUUCAUGCCCUGCUAUACAAGAACGCUUUGCCGAAAGAAAUGCGGCAAGAAAUGCCCACCUUCCCCUUU